Messenger RNA from Vicia faba (fava bean), 1824 nucleotides. Lineage: Eukaryota; Viridiplantae; Streptophyta; Magnoliopsida; Fabales; Fabaceae. The record is from the annotation of a GenBank genome assembly.
AUGGCUAGUGAUGAGGGUUUUGAAGGUUACCAUGUCCCACAACAAAGUAGAAGAGAUAAGCUUAGAGUUGUUGUGGCUCAAAACCAACAACCUCAUGAGCCUUUACUUCCUUUCUACGAUUCAUCUUUCAUUACUAGCUUCUCUAACCAACAAGUUUUGAAACCAAAUUCAUGUUCUUCUUCUAAUUCUAUGAAAGAUUUAGAAUGUUCUAAUUUCAUGAUGCGUUUUUCAAGAGAAGAAGGUAAAAGGGUUAUGAAUAGUAAUAAUAAUAAUAAUAAUAAUAAUAAUAUUUCUCCUUCUCCUUCUUCAUCUAAUCAUCCUUAUUAUGAAAGUUUGAAUCAUAGUAGUAACCCUUUUCUCUACCAAGCACAAAACAUUCAGAAUCUUAGAAAUUUUGAUGAAGUACAAAAUUGUAGUAGUAGUACUAGUACUAUGAUGUUGAACCAUGAGCCUUUGUCUUUAUCACUUUCAUCUAAUAAAAGUGUUGGUAAUAAUAAUUUGCCUUUGGAGUUGAAUCUUCAAAGAUAUGGAUCUGUGAUUUAUGGUGGUGGAGGUGUGAUUCAAGGGCUGGUUGAUGGUGGAGGAAGUGGUGGUUCAGUUCCUUUUACUGGCUAUGCUUCUGUUUUGAAGGAUUCUAGGUUUUUGAAACCUGCUCAAGAAUUGUUGGAAGAGAUGUGUGAGGUUGGAGGAAGAAAUGUUUGUGGUGAAAAGGUUGUGGUUAUGGCAGAUUCUUCUUUGAUGAUGGAGUCUCCUUUGGAAAGAUUCAGUGAAGAAGAAGAUCCAUUUGGUGAUGGUAGAAAUAAAUCAAGACUCUUAACUAUGCUUGAUGAGGUUUACAAGAGGUAUAGACAAUACUACCAACAGAUGCAAUCAGUGGUAACGUCGUUCGAGUACGUUUCGGGUCUCAACAACGCAGCUCCGUACGCAAGUUUGGCGAUAAAAGCCAUGUCAAAACAUUUUAGAUGCUUGAAGAAGGCAAUUACUGACCAACUUCAGUCCAAUAACAAGGCUCAUUUUCACUCGAGCAACAGGAGGGACGAAUCUACGAGAUUUGGAAGUAACGAAAGAGGAAGUCCUUACAGCCACAGGUCAGGUUAUCUUGAGCAGCAGCAACAACCUGUUUGGCGACCUCAGAGAGGACUUCCCGAGCGUGCUGUCACUGUUCUUAGAGCUUGGCUGUUUGAACACUUUCUGCAUCCAUACCCUACCGAUACAGAUAAGAUAAUGUUAGCUAAACAAACCGGUCUAUCACGUAGUCAGGUGUCGAAUUGGUUCAUAAAUGCGAGAGUAAGGCUUUGGAAACCAAUGGUGGAAGAAAUACACAUGUUAGAAACUAGACAAGCAGCCCCAAAAGAUUCACAACAGAAGGAAGAAAAUUCUCGAAACAAAUCAAAUGAUCAACACCAUUUGCCUUCAGAUACUUCUCUACAAUCGGAGAAUCCGGCUACCUCAACUAGUAAGUUUCCUGACUCAUCAUCUUACAAGCGCGUCAUAAACGAAAUUCCAAACAUACCAACUAGGACUCAAGGGCAACAACAUCAUCAACAACAACAAAUGAAUCUACCUUUUCAGCAAGUAGGUGUUGGAGUGAACAUGGGAAGUGGAAGCAACACCAACAAUAAUAAUAGUAAUAGUAAUGUGUCAUUGACACUAGGACUUUAUCAAAAUCAUGGAAUUGGUUUAGCUGAACCAUUUCCAUUAAGUGCUGCUCAACGUUUUGGUCUUGGUCUUGAAACCAAUAAUGAAGGUAAUUAUGUUAUGAGUGGUUUUGAAUCACAAAAUAGGCAUUUUGGAGGGCAAAUGUUUCAUGAUUUUGUAGGAUGA